Sphaerodactylus townsendi is the source of this 2343-nucleotide messenger RNA. RefSeq names its product WD repeat and FYVE domain containing 2 (gene WDFY2). Lineage: Eukaryota; Metazoa; Chordata; Lepidosauria; Squamata; Sphaerodactylidae. The record is from RefSeq and is a predicted model, not a curated record. Gene Ontology annotation, molecular function: protein binding; metal ion binding.
AGCACACCAACCAGGGCCCGGAAGUCCCGCUCGCAACCCGUCCAGCCUGUCGCUCCCCUCCCGGUUGCUUCCGUCCCCGCCCAGCACACAUGCGUAGUAGGAGAAGGCUUGUGGAGCGCGAGGCUGCGGCUCGGCGAGCGGGCGCGGGUGUCUCCUCCGGCGCUCCCCAUGGCUGCUCAGCCUUUGCCCGCGGAGCUGCUCACUCGGCGGCCUCUCCUGCUCGGCCAGGUGGAGGGCGCGCAGGACGCGGUGAGCAUGGCGGCCAUCGUGCCCAAGGAAGAGGGGCUCAUCAGCGUCUCGGAGGACAGAACGGUUCGUGUCUGGCUGAAGAGAGACAAUGGCCAGUAUUGGCCUAGCAUAUAUCAUACAAUGCCAUCUCCAUGUUCGUGCAUGUGCAUAAACCCAGAAACAAGAAGGCUGUCCGUAGGUCUAGACAAUGGUACCAUUUCAGAAUUUAUUUUAUCAGAAGAUUACAACAAGAUGACUGUUAAGGGUUUCCAGGCUCACCAGAGCAGAGUUUUGAUGGUUCUGUUUGUUCUGGAAAUGGAGUGGUUGCUGAGCAUAGGGCAGGACAAGAAUUUCACGUGGCAUUGCUCAGAAAGCGGGCAGCGGCUCGGCACCUACCGUGUUAGUGCAGGUCCCUGUGGACUACAAUUUGAUGUGGACACUCGGCAUGUUUUUAUUGGGGAUCAUUCUGGACAAGUGACCAUCCUUAAACUGGAACAAGAAAAUUGCAACCUAAUCACAACAUUUAGGGGGCAUACAGGUGGAAUCACUGCCCUCUGUUGGGACCCUGUGCAGCGUGUCUUAUUUUCAGGCAGUUCUGAUCAUUCGAUUAUUAUGUGGGACAUUGGAGGAAGAAAAGGAACAGCCAUCGAAUUGCAAGGUCACAAUGAUAAAAUUCAGUCGCUCUCCUAUGCCCAUCAUACGCGUCAACUUAUCUCCUGUGGAGCAGAUGGAGGGAUUGUUGUCUGGAAUAUGGAAGUUGAGAGACAGGAGACACCUGAAUGGUUAGACAGCGACUCCUGUCAGAAGUGUGACCAGCCAUUCUUCUGGAAUUUCAAACAGAUGUGGGAUAGCAAAACAAUAGGACUCAGACAGCAUCACUGCCGAAAGUGUGGGAAAGCAGUCUGUGGCAAAUGCAGCUCAAAGCGUUCUUCUAUACCUCUCAUGGGCUUUGAAUUUGAAGUGAGAGUCUGUGACAGUUGUUUUGAAUCAAUCACGGAUGAAGAACGUGCUCCCACGGCCACUUUUCAUGACAGCAAGCAAAACGUCACCCAUGUACACUUCGACGCAACCCGAGUGUGGUUGCUGACCUCUGGGACAGACCGGAUUAUUAAGUUGUGGGAUAUGACACCUGUGGUAUCUUGAUACGUCAGUGAAACUUCAAACAACUCUUGUGUACUGAAGAAGGGAUAACUAAUACAGACUCUCCGGCUGAAGAUAAUUCAGUUUCUGUGAUGACUGAUAACUUUCAGUACCCCCGGAUGGUUUUCCAAGUGAUCUUCUGCAACCAGCAUGAACUCUUGCACCAAGAAACUUUACUUCUCUCUGUUCUCAAACUGCGGAAGUUGGUUUUAUUUUGAAAACGAAGUGUGCAACCUGGGCGCUGUUCAGCCAUUUGGAAUAUGUCUGGAAAACAUGUGUGGUGCAGUUUUUUAAUAGUCUUAGUGUUCUACAUUGACCUGUGAUGUCCUGUAUGGAGGAGUCCAUUACACAACAAGAGCCAUUAUAUGGUGGAGCGGUGUUGAACAGGUGCUUAAAUUGAAAGCUCUGUCAUGAAAGAUCUGGGCAUCUACAGCUGCUGUUCAACAGGAAAAUGGCAUAAUUUGUAAUUGCAUUCUUGUAUGUGGUGCUGUUGCGAGGAGGGGAGAAAGAUGCAAAGCCCUGUAUUUUCUGUUUGCAAAGCCCAGAGCAAUCCUCGCUAUAGCAACCAAUUUCAAAAUGGCUAAGCUAGCUUCCCAGCUCCAAGCAUUGCCAGUGAGAAUAUAAACAUUCAAAACAAGACCGUAUGAACAAUGGUUUUAAAUAGCUGCAAGUAGCUCUAUUUACUUGUGGAAGUGUGUUCAGUGUGGGGAUGGGCCGGCAGUGGCAGUUCUGCCUUUGGGGAUUUUGCUGGGAUUGGUGUUCCGGGGUACGGUUGGAGAUAUUUACUGUUGCGUUCCCAUUGCCUCUUUGGCAGGGCAUGUGUAUGUGUGGUUUUUUUAAUGGCAGGUUGUUGUAACUGUUUUUAAUUCUCAAUGUAAUCCCCAGACCAAAUGUGGCUGAAUUUAACGUUUUGUUCUGCUACCUUUAUUAGGUGGUUCCUUUUCAAAAAAAUAAAAUGAAAACUGUCUCUUCAAA